This is a messenger RNA of Culex pipiens pallens (northern house mosquito), 6780 nucleotides long. It is a transcript of the gene inaE, whose product is annotated as diacylglycerol lipase-alpha. The record is from RefSeq and is a predicted model, not a curated record. The transcript has 10 exons. Gene Ontology annotation, biological process: lipid metabolic process. Gene Ontology annotation, cellular component: postsynaptic membrane; dendrite membrane. The coding region runs from base 1497 to 5465 and encodes 1322 amino acids. Lineage: Eukaryota; Metazoa; Arthropoda; Insecta; Diptera; Culicidae.
GACGACGGCAACACCACUACCACCACACAUCACUGUAAUCGCGCAUUGCCACGCGCUUCGGCUCGGAAAAACCGACGUCGUCGUCGUCGCCAUCGCGUCGCGAUGCCCCAUUGCUUGGGUGAGGAAAAUUCGUUCCUCUUCAGUUGCGAGUUUUCACUGGAAUCGGUAGCGUCGACGUUCCGGACUUUCCUGGGGUCCCCCUUUACGACGGUCUUUGAUAGUAAGUGGGUUUGUGUGUGUGUGUCGAUUUUGGGAGAAAAAAUGAAUUGUUUGUACGAUUGUGUGGUGGAUCUGUCAAAAGUUAAUACUUUUUCCGGGUAGUUUUUCCCCCGCUGUCUUAUGGUGUCAGUUUUCCACCAAAAGUACAUGGCAUUGUGCCGGCAAAUUCCGGUGGAAAUGUUGCAGAUUUUUCCGUGAAAUUUGAUCCCACCACAAAACGCCGUAAAGUAGGCCACCUGCAGUGCACGAAGAACGCGUCGCCCGUAAUCCCCCGCCUGCAGGUAGGCAACAUUAGCAGCAGCAGUAAGGGUGGAAAUUCACGUGAAUCGCCAACGCCGCAUCGCGUCAAGCCUAACUGCAGGCGUUUCGCCACCAGUCAGCGGCCUCUGUUGGCGAACGAAGGGGUAUGCAGAAACGGGGCCGGACUUUUCUUCGUCCUUUUCUCCUAUCUCCGGCGGUGGUGGCCACUUCCGGUCGGUCGACGGUGUUGUGUGUUUUGCUUUCCGCUCGGUGACCCAAUUUCAGCGCUAGGGAGUUGAUUUAAAUGCUACGGAAGGAUACUCCGGAAGAAAAAGAAGAAGAGAAAGUUUUUCUUUUUCAAAGGAAAAUUCAGGUGUGAUUUAUCUGCAGUGCGUGAUUCUGCCCAAUAUGAAAAUAUUUUUUUUUUUGUAGAGUUGUGAUCCCUAAGGAAAAUGUUGUUUUCCCUUAACGAAGCAAAGUGAAAAAGGAAAACCCUGAUUUUAUCUUGAAUAAUUCCAAACCCAACAAGGAAAACGAAAAAAAGCAAAUCAGUGAAGCAAUCCUCUUCCCGAAAAAAAAAAAAAUCAAAAAAGGGAAAAUUCAGUGUAGUCCACAACUCCUGAUGGCCUAUUUGUCGGCAGGAUGUGCGCUGGAGCUUGCCGCGAAAGAAGCGGAACCGGAAGGAGGUCGCUGCUAGGAACGCAGCAGCCAAAAUAAGCCACCGCCAGGCGUCUCCACCGGAGCGUGCCACGUCGUGUAGCCUGAGUUCAGGCGAAGCAAACCAGAAGCAAAUGUGUUGUUGCUGCCGCUGCUAAGGGCAGGUGUGUGGGAGUGUGGGGUUUGUGUGGGCGUGUGUGUGUGCUGUGUGGAGGUUUUGUGUUUGUUUUCGUGAUAAGUGAAACGAAGGAAGUUUCGGGCUCUGAUUUGAUAACGACAAGCAGUGAAAAUUUUGGUGACGAAAAUAACGAGAAGAAAAAUAAUAAUAGCAGGACGGCCAGGAUAACGAGAAGGAGCGUCGGUUUGGGUGAAAAAUAAAAAUGCCCGGCAUUGUGGUUUUCCGUCGGCGGUGGUCCGUCGGUUCCGACGACCUGGUCGUUCCCGGACUGUUCCUCUUCAUCAUCCACUUGAUAUGGCUCACAGUGCUCGGAGUGGUCACCGGAGUGUUCCAGUACGACCGGACGGUGCGCUGCAUAGAACUGCUGUGGUACUUCCAACUUGGCUACCUCGGGAUCCUGGGAUUAAGCAUCCUGCUCGAGGUGGCCAUCUGCAUCGUGUCGAUGCGGGGCAGCAUCCUGGACACGGGUCCACGGGUGGCCAUGCCCUACCUUCUGUAUACCCGCAUCCUGGUCAUGCUGGUGGACCUCACCUGGCUGUGUCUGGGCAUCGUGUGGCUCAAGGACCACUACUUCGAGUGUCCCAUCCAGGAGCCCAAGGAGACCAUCGUGGCGGUCAUCAUCUGCAAUCUAUUGGUGAUCUUCAGCAUGGUCACCACGAUCUGGUGCACGUUUGACCCGGCCGGUCGAUCCUGGGUCAAAAUGAAGAAGUAUCAACGGUCGAUGCGGGAAUCGGAGUCCCGCUUUAACUACAAACGAAGCGGUAGCCGGAGUCGGAAUUGGCGCCAACGGAAGGUGAUCCGGGCGUACCAGGACAGCUGGGAUCACCGGUGUCGGUUGCUGUUUUGCUGCAUGGGCAACAGCGACCGCAGCCGGAACUCGUUCACCGAUAUUGCCCGCCUGUUGAGCGACUUCUUCCGCGAUCUGGACGUCGUUCCGUCGGACGUGGUGGCCGGGCUGGUGCUGCUAAGGAAGUUCCAGAAACUGGAACGGGACGCGGUCGUGAGACAGCGCAAAAACGGCACCUACGAGUUCCUUUCCGGGGUUCCGGUUACCGCCAAUACUCAGUUCCUAGCACUUAACGAUUCCAAGGAUUACGACCACUUCCAGACCGUAAUCCGGUACAUGUACUUUGCCCAGGGCGCCUACGGGUGGCCCAUGUUCCUGAUGACGCACUCGCAGACCGGGGUCUGCCAGCUCGGCUCGGAACUGACCUGCUGUUUGUCGUGCUGCCGCCGCAAGUCCGGAACCGACGUGGUCGAGGACAACUGCUGCCUGUGCAAUUACGCCGCCCUCAAGAAGAUGCUGUCGGUUGGGGAGGUCGAAGUGAUCUACGCCACCUAUCACGUAGACAUUGGCGAGACUCCGUUCUUCGUCGCUGUAGACUACAACUAUAGCAAGAUCGUGGUCAGCAUCCGGGGGACGCUCAGCAUGAAGGACGUGCUGACCGAUCUGAACGCCGAGGGUGACUGUCUGCCGUUGAACCCCCCGCGGGAGGACUGGCUUGGCCACAAGGGCAUGGUCCAGGCGGCGAUCUAUAUCAAAAACAAACUCGAAGAGGAGAAUCUCAUCCAGCGGGCCAUGAACCACAAUCCAGCCCGGGGGACGCAAAACUUUGGCCUCGUGCUUGUUGGGCACUCGCUCGGCGCCGGAACCGCCGCCAUCUUGGCGAUCCUGAUGAAGCAAGAGUACGACGACCUGCACUGUUACAGCUACUCGCCGCCAGGGGGUCUGCUGAGCAUGCCCGCAGUAGAGUACAGCAAAUCCUUCAUCACUUCCGUCGUGGUCGGCAAAGACGUCGUUCCCCGGAUCGGCCUCCACCAGAUGGAAGCCCUCCGGGCGGACCUCAUCAACGCCAUCCAGCGCUCCAUAGAUCCAAAGUGGAAAACGAUCGCCUGCUCCGUAAUCUGCUGCUGCUGCGGUCCGGAGCCCACCUCCGUGACGGAAAUGUCCACCAAGGACGAGAACGUCCAGCGGUACGAGCAGGACCGGAACAGUGCCCGCCAGAGCACGGUCCAUCCGAACGACAACUCAAUCGCCCUAACGCUCCACCAUCCGCUGUAUCCGCCUGGCCGGAUCAUUCACAUCGUGCGGCACCAUCCUAGCCAGGAAGAACAAAUCCUGAAAAAGCACGAACCCGUCUACCAGGCCAUCUGGGCCAACAACACGGACUUUGACGAGGUGCUCAUCUCGCCGGUGAUGCUGCAGGACCACAUGCCGGACAAGGUGCUGGCCGCGCUCAACAAGGUUAUAACCACGGUCGGCCCCCGCAAACCCCAACGUCAGUCAUCCAACGCCAACUCGUCGAUCGCUUCGGACGCCAUCGAGGCGUUCCUUCCGGACGGUCAGCACCAGCACCUGCUCGCCAUCGCUGCCCAGUCGGACGGCCAUCAUCCUGCUGCUACACCAAACUCUCACCCGAUCCACAGUCCGGCCUCACCUACGGUACCGCACAAAAUCUGUCUGGAAACGUCCUUUACAAGUUUGCAAUCACCACAGGAUCCCAACGGCGGCCACCCAACACCCAGCAAAGCGUCCUCCAUAGCCGGUAGCAUCCUCGGGGUUCGCAGUCAGAUGUCGAGCCUCGUCGAUGACAGCGGCAUCCCGAAGAGCUUGUCCGGACCGAGCGAAGCGACGACGGUGAUUCUGAACGGACCGCAGCAGCAACCGCGAGCUUCCAGUUCGGCCAGUAACGCUACUACGGCCAAGAUGGUCAACUUCAACCCUUCACCGAGCGUAAUACGAGGAGGGUCUCAACAACAGCAACCGGUCGCAAGCGGCAGUUCUAAACCGAUGAGCUUGUCGUGGAAUGGAACGCGAACAAACUCGGGUGAAAUCAAGAAGAUCGACCUCAUCCACGACGACUGGUUCGGGCUGGCACCGCUCGCCAGCCCGGAAAGCCUGUCGGAACUAUCCAGCAUAAGCUCGCGGGCGAGUUUUGGCGUCAAUCUGGCGUCCAGCAUCGACCGGUACCUGGAGAAGAUCAGCGAAAGCAAGGAAGGUGGACAGAAGGGUGACGGAACGGAUCCACUGCUGGAGAGUCAACUGCAUACGCCCAAGAUCAUGCGGAGAACUCCCAAGGUCAGUGGGAAUCUGGCGUUGUGCGCCGAAGACAUGCGAACGAUCAACAGCUACAAGCGGAUGGGCAAGAUCUUCGUGCUGAACCGAGUGCCUUCGGAUAGCGACUCGACCCUGGACAGCUACGAGUCGGCACACAAUGUGAUCGUGCUGGAUGGAAACGGGAUCACGGACACCGACGGGACUUCACCGAUCAAGGAAAACUCAAAAUCUGCAGAUAACCUUGAUGAGUUCCAAGUUCGGCAAGCGACAACCGGCGGAAGUACCGGAACGAAUGGCGCUGGAACCAAAAAGACUUCGUUCACCGUUAGUGAUAGUGCGAUACCGCAGGAGUGCAUCUCCAACUGUCCGUCGUGUCCUUGUCGGAGAUCACCUGGAGGACCGUGCUGCCAAAAGUUCAACCACCGCGAGUGCUACAACUACAAGUACACUUCGUUCAACAUCUUCAAGUUCAACAAUAGUCGUGAAGGCAGCGGAAACAGUAGUACGCGAGGAGGCAGCAAGACUGCCAGUUCCAGCGAUACCUACCACAGCGCCAUGUCCUCGCUUACCGGAGACCUGGACCACAGCGGUGCAUCCAGUACAAACAACUUCACCUCUAGCAGUAGCAGUAGCAGUAAAACGCUGCAGAACUCCUGUCUCAAGCCCGGAGUUCUGGAGUCCCACUUCCCCGUGUAUCCCGAAGUCACCUCCGACGAGCGACUAUCUCUGUUGGCGCACUCCGGUGAAAGCCCCGUUCGGUUGACAAUAAACAACCAGCGACUCAAAGGUCACACUCACUCUACCUCUACGGCAAACAAACGUCACAAUCCGGAAGACGAUCCGUCAUCGUCCUCCUUCGCCCGGAACGAGUCACUUCCACUGCUGGCCGGCCUGGCGGAGAAGUCGUCCUCCUCUCCGACCAAAUGGGACGUCCGCAAGAAACAUUCCGUCUACCCGGCCGACCCAGGCCACCCAGUCGCGACCGCAGGUUUCAGCUCGAACGGUUCCACCCGGAUCGGCAGCAUCGCCACCAUCCAUUCCUCGUCCUCGUACUCAUCGUCCGUCACGUCCUCGCCCAGCCACCGGCCGCCGAAGAACGAAAGCAGCGUAUGAUGAGACCGGUCCAGUUCGGAAACGCUAGUCUAGCCGAAUACUCCUAAGUCAAUACUCAUCGUUAUACCUAAAGUUGAAGGAAAAUUUAAUCUCUAGUCUCUCACUCUCUGUCCGUAGUCCUUUUCUAGUUCCCCUUCUUCUACGAACGUACUCGAAAGAAGAGCCAAGGUUGGCCUCACUAUCCGCAUUGGUCCAUAAUUCGAAACCGAUUGGUUUUUGGUCUAGGUCAUGAGCUUCCUAACAGACUUUAAUUGAUCCGAUAACUUAAUAAUAACAGUCACAACUCAUAACAAAAGUCCAUCUUUAUGUAAGGUAUGCACUUCGGAAGAAACCGGUCAAGAAAAAUUUCAAAUGGGAAGCAGCGGCAGCGCAAGCAAGUCAGAGAGGGUGAAGAAAAGCCCCAAGAAAACGUUCCCUCUCCUUUGUUCUGCUGUUCGUAAAGCUGUUUCUUGACCCCUUUCCUUCCGAUCUGCAGACUAGCCUUUAAGCGGUAUACGCAUUUCGGAAGGAAACGGUCAAGAAAACAAUCAAAUGGGCAGCAGCGGCAGCGAAAGCAAGCCAGAGAGGGUGAAGAAAAGCCCCAAUAAAUUGUUCCCUCUCUUUUGUUCUGUUAAUGCCAUUUCUUGACCUAUUUUCUUGGGAAGUGCGUAUUGGCCCUUAAGAAAAGUGAGGUUAGAACGCUUCCAUUCCUUUGCUCAGACUUUUCAAUCCGAUCAAAAUUUCACAAAAUCACAACUUAUUUACAACUUCGGUGUUUUUUCCACAGCUGAGAACGAAAAUAUUUACCUCCUCGUGCUGCAGCUUCUGCACUUCCACUUUCGUCUCUUUUGCUGUUGGUUUCUGACAGAAGUUCUCAGUAAAUUUGACGUUUCCGAGGGGCACUUCUGUAAUCAACAUUGAUCUAGAUCAGAAUCCACUGCUGCCAGUGGCAGGCUGCCACCACAAAUCGAUGACAUUUUGCACACUUAUUUCGAAAGAGGUAGCCUUACACAGUUGUGAAUCUCACGUGAGCAAACUUGAAGUGCGAAACCAAAAAUCAAAGCUCUAGUCAGAUUGCUAUCGUUGCAGAACAAAAGAGGAUAGCAUAAAAAAAACACUCACUCAUACCAAUAAUGUCGCAUUAUGAGAGUAGUAGUGAAUUAGGAUGAACAAUGUGCCAAAAUCAAUGAAAGCAAGGCAUUUACUCACUAAGUUAGACAGUAGGGGAAUCAGAAAAAGUCAAUUUUACUAUACAAAGAAGAAGAAACAGAACAAAAAAACAGUGUUAGUAGCCUCAGAAAUUAUCAGAUAUAGGAACAAGUAAAGGUCCAACCCA